This is a messenger RNA of Gymnodraco acuticeps, 2735 nucleotides long. RefSeq names its product tripartite motif-containing protein 35-like. Lineage: Eukaryota; Metazoa; Chordata; Actinopteri; Perciformes; Bathydraconidae. Gene Ontology annotation, molecular function: metal ion binding. The transcript is spliced from 3 exons. Bases 257 to 961 code for a protein of 234 amino acids. The record is from RefSeq and is a predicted model, not a curated record.
AGAUGUUUUUCUGCACAGCAGGACAGACUGAGAGGGAGAACGCAUCGGAGCAGAUUUUUCCUUGGUGAUUUCUCUCAACUUGUUUGCUCUUGUUCCUCACUGCAGAGAGAGACGGACUGAAAAACAGACGAUCAGAUUCACCUUCAGACCAAACUAACAACUUCCUCUGAGUUCAGCUGAAGGAGAGAAAAGUGGAAACUACAGCCCUGCUGCUUCAACCUGCGGACCCUCCACCCCCUGAAGCUUCAGAGACAACAUGGCUUCCAGGUUAGAGGAAGAUCUCCGCUGUCCGGUCUGUCUGGACGUCUUUAGAGAUCCUGUUGUUCUGUUCUGUAUCCACAGCUUCUGUAAAGCCUGUCUGCAGACCUGGAGAGAGAAACCAUCACGAGAGUGUGCAGUCUGUCAGAGAAGAUCUUCAAGAGGAGAACCUCCCUGUAACCUGACUUUAAAUAACCCACAGAACACAGUCAGAGCUGGCUGCAGUGGAGAGGCUGCAGCGCCCCUGCAGUUUCAGAAGCUUCACCAGUUUCUAGAAGAGGAAGAGGAGGCCAGGAUGGCUGCACUGAGCGAGGAAGAGGAGCAGAAGAGGAGGAUGAUGGAGGAGAAGAUGGAGGCUGUGAGCAGAGAGAUAGCAGCUCUUUCACACACAGUCAGAGGCACAGAGGAGGAGCUGAGAGCUGAAGACGUCUCCUUCCUGCACAGCUACAAGGCUGCAGUGGAGAGGCUGCAGUGCCCCCUGCUGGAGGAUCCACAGCUGCCCUCAGGAGCUCUGAUAGACCAGGCCAAACACCUGGGCAACCUCAGCUUCAACAUCUGGAGCAAGAUGAAGGUCAUGGUGUCCUACUCUCCUGUCAUCCUGGACCCAAACACUGCUCAUCCAGGACUCAUCCUGUCUGAAGAUCUGACCUCUGUGAGACGAGGAGGAGAGGGAGAGGAACUUCCUGAUAAUCCAGAGGUUUGAUCAUCACCUCUCUGUCCUGGGCUCUGAGGGCUUUGACUCAGGGACUCACAGCUGGGAUGUCCAGCUUAGAGACAGCACAUUCUGGGGACUGGGUGUGUUAGCAGAGUCUGCCCAGAGGAAGGGACGCAUAGAGUCUGGAUUAUGGAGAAUAGGUUUAGAUGGAGGUAAAUACUCAGCACAGUCACUAUCAGGUCCAGAAACUCCUCUCAGCCUGCUGAAGGAGCUCCAGAGGGUCAGAGUGAAUCUGGACUGGAACAGAGGAGAGUUGUCAUUCUCUGAUCCUGACACUAAUACACACAUACACACCUUCACACACACUUUCACUGAGCGGAUGUUUCCAUUCAUUAGCACUGUGGGUGAAGUGAAGAUAUUACCACUGAAGGUGUGUGACCAAACACCAGAACGUAUAGAGUCUUUAGUUUGAAGCUGGUGAUUAGUUACAAAAAAGACACACAGCUAAUUACAACAAAGAUAUAAUUAACCUUCAACUAUAAUGUCAAAAUUGUAAGAAUUGUAACCAGGAAAUGUGCUUUUUAACGUUAAAAACGUUUAAACGUUUUUUUAGAUCUGACCAAAAGUCAGAAUACUGUCAAACAAAAAAGUCAGUUCUUAAAUUAAAGUCAGACUUCUGAGAUUGAAUUGAGAACUUGGUGAAAAAAAGUAAAUAUUCUGAGAUGCCGCUGCAAACAGCUGUCAUCUGAUUGGUUGCGAAGCGCUCCGCCGCAACAUUGAGCGAUGCUUAACGUUGCGGUUAGUGCUUCGGCGAGUCGGCGAGGUCGCUCUAUCAGAAACACAACGUCAGAGCAGAGAGUUUGUUUGUAUCGUGUGAAUGCAGCUUGAAGAUAUAAAGGCCAAAUGGUUGGAUUUAAUUUAAAGUAAAUGUAAGAUAAGAUAAGAUGGACCUUUAUUAAUCCCCGCAGGAAAUUCAGUAGUUUAACAGCAACAGGGUGAGAAUAAAAAACGGGACAGCACAGAUUCAUACGGAUGAAUAUAUACAUAUAUAUUAUUAAUAUAUCAAAUCAAUUAAGGAUACAAUCAAAGAUAAACAUUUAAAAUGAUAAAAUAACUAUAAAAUAAGAAAUAUACAUAUUUGGUCAUGUGUACUGUACAUAUUAUGUACCUCUGUGUGUGAAAACAGUGUGUAUUUCAGGUCCAGUAAUUGUGUUACAAACUCUGGUUUGUGUACAAACUAUAUACCUGGUAACACUUGCACAGAGGUGUAAAGUAAUUAAGUACUGUACUCAAGUACAAUGUUAAGGUACUUGUACUUAACUUGAGUAUUUCCAUUGUAUGCUACUGUGUACUUCUACUCCACUACAGUUCAGAGGUAAAUGGUGUACUUCUACUCCACUACAUGUAUUUAAUACCUUUAGUUACUUCACAGAUGUGGAUGAAUGAUGUGAAAUAUAAUCAAGUGUUAAAUCAGACUUUAGUUCCACCUGGAGUGAAUUCUGUUGAAGAAAGGAAGAAAAUGGAACAAUGUAUUUUAUUAUAUAAAGCUUAAAUAUGUUAAAAACUGUGUUAGAACUCUGUAUGCCAUAGUCAUGUAUCGUAUAGUUUAACGCUUUAGCAAUAUAAACAGGAUGAAUAACAGAAAUCCUGACAUGGGGUUCUUUUAAAGACCUAUGUAGCAAAGUACGCACUUCCUCUUUCGAGGAGAUGAAAAUCUGUUACGCACUUCCUCUUCGGAGUGAACUUUUACGCACUUCCUCUUUCGGAGUGAACUUUCUACGCAUUCCUCUUUCGGAGUGAACUCUCAUACGCACUUCCUCUU